AUGUUAAAAUCUCAUUUUGAUAUACACAAGGAUGACGAUGUAGAGGAGGAGUUCGAGCAUGAAGCUGUUUCUCAUGCCCACGAGGAGGAGGAAGAACAUGCUCUUCCUGAAGUGAUCAGUGGUCCAGUUAGGAAACUGAAUAGAUCUGAAGUCAGUGUUAGACUCGGGCUGCUUGGGAAAACUGCGGAAGCGGAUGGGUACACAUAUUUAAAAGCGACCUGCACGGACAUGAAUCUGACCGACAUAACAGCCAUUAAAUAUUUUAAGCACCUACAAUUUGUCGACGUAUCCAACAACAAGUUGGACUUAGAAGCAUUGCAAGCGGUGACGGAGCUUCCGCAUCUUUUGCUGAUACACGCCGACAAAAAUAUACUUCGAUCGGGCGCGCUGAAGAAAAUGAAGUACCUCCAAGUCAUUAUAAUGAAUUACAACGAAUUAACGACAGUUCACGAUGUCUUCCAACCAGAGCUCAGCACUUUAGAAGUUGGUUACAACAAAAUAAGAAAAAUAAAUUUCGAUAGCAGAAUGGAAACUAUAAGGUGCUUAGAUUUUCGCUACAAUUUAAUAGAAGACAUUAUCGGACUUAAUUUUCCAAAUUUGGACAGCUUGUACUUAGCCGGAAAUCAAAUAAACAGCUUGAUUGGACUUGAGAGUUGCGUGAAUUUAAGAAUUUUGCAUGUUCGUAAUAAUCCCAUAAAGUUGCUAAACGGGUUUGUCCCGGAUUUAGGGAGGCUUCAGUAUGUGAACUUGAGAAACUGCAAGGUCUCCACUUUGAGGCAGGUCAAGAAGCUGAAGGUCCUGCCAUCUUUAGAAACGUUGAUAUUGAAAGGGUGUCCAUAUAUGGGAGGAACUGGGGAAGAAACGCCCGAAGUAGCAGACGAGGAGGAAAAUUCUGAAUUGAGAGUAGAGAUCUUAGCGGCUUUACCUAAAUUAAAGAAAAUUAACAAGACUGUGGUCACACCUGAAGAGAGAGCCGAAGCGAAAGAAUUAAUAACGCAAUGGAUCGAAGAUGGUGCUGCAGACGAAGAAGCUGAAGAAGAACAACAACCCGAGGAGCACGACAACGAUGAUGAUUGA
Molecule: messenger RNA, 1077 nt
Organism: Bombyx mandarina (wild silkworm)
Lineage: Eukaryota; Metazoa; Arthropoda; Insecta; Lepidoptera; Bombycidae
Product: leucine-rich repeat-containing protein 23-like
Source: RefSeq, a predicted model, not a curated record